AUGGACCUGAGAUUCAAAAAGGUCCUGCUAUUUUUGCUAUUUAUAGUGGUCUUGAAUAGUUAUGUCAGAGCAGAGGAAAAAGAAAAUUCACAGAGAUUAAUAACUGCUCCAUUGAAGAAUACAGGAAGUACUGUUAUAGAUGGAACAGGUAAAGAGCGUGCUUUCAGUUCAGAUGGUACUACUAACGGAUUGGGUGAAAGGAAGGGUUUGAGUAACAGAGUAUCGGUGGUCACGGUUGCAUUGUUCACACUUGCAAUGGCGGCCACUACUGGUUUAGGUGCAAUUCCAUUCUUCUUUGUGGAGCUCGAUCCCCAGUGGGCUGGAAUAUGCAAUGGAAUGGCUGCUGGUGUGAUGUUGGCUGCAAGCUUUGACCUCAUACAGGAAGGGCAGGACCAUGGUAGUGGCAACUGGGUUGUGAUUGGUAUUUUGACAGGUGGUGUCUUCAUUUGGCUUUGUAAAAAGGUUCUUGAGCAAUAUGGCGAAAUGAGUAUGUUGGACAUAAAGGGAGCAGAUGCAGCUAAGGUCAUUCUUGUUGUUGGAAUUAUGACUCUUCAUUCUUUUGGGGAAGGGUCUGGGGUUGGAGUAUCUUUUGCUGGUUCGAAAGGUCUAUCCCAGGGCCUUUUGGUGACUUUGGCUAUUGCUGUGCACAACAUACCAGAAGGGUUAGCUGUGAGUAUGGUGCUUGCAUCAAGGGGGGUUUCACCGCAGAAUGCAAUGUUAUGGAGUGUAAUUACAUCAUUGCCCCAGCCUAUUGUAGCAGUGCCUUCAUUUAUAUGUGCGGAUGCAUUUAACAAAUUCUUGCCAUUUGCUACGGGCUUCGCAGCUGGGUGUAUGAUCUGGAUGGUCGUGGCAGAGGUCCUUCCUGACGGAUUCAAGGAAUCGUCUCCGUCUCAUGUCGCAUCUGCAGCCACACUUUCGGUAGCAUUUAUGGAAGGUCUGAGUGUUGUGUUCCAGAAUUUCAGCCAUAACUACAAGUGA
Messenger RNA from Ilex paraguariensis (yerba mate), 978 nucleotides. The record is from the annotation of a GenBank genome assembly. NCBI's taxonomy places the organism in Eukaryota, Viridiplantae, Streptophyta, Magnoliopsida, Aquifoliales, Aquifoliaceae.